UUACCUUGUGUGCUCUUGACGCGGCAUGUCUGUGUCUGUUCCGCCGCCUUGUCGAGUCAUCGCAGAGCAGAGACCGCAGCACACAGAGCCGCUGUCCGGGGGCUCAGAACCAGGGAAUAACUGUGGAUUACCGUGAAUCUAAUGCACCACACGCACCGAGGGGAGAGAAACGCUGCAUACUGGAACGGACUUGACGCUGUUACGGAUGAGGAUAUUGUAUCCCUGAGUGGGACUUUUACCGUUUAGUUGCGUUUUGCAGACCCGGACACAGACAACACGGAGACCGGAGAAGCACCACCAGAGCCGCCGCGACACCAGCGAGCGAACUUGUCUUCGCUGCCCUGUGGGAGGUGUCUGUCUGUCGGCUUGGGGGCUCGCUGCACGCACCGCCACACGCUUCGCUGUUCGGACCUUUUUUUAAUUGCAGCUGGUUAUGGUUGCUGCUAAGUUAUGUUUUCUUUGUAAAUAGCUUCUUUUGUCGGGUUUUACUUCAACCAACUGUGGCUUGAACGUGACGCACUAUACUGACAGUACUGCUGUGUCGGAGCGGACCCCCCUCUGCAGAGAGUUUCAGGAUUGUAAAUCAAGUUUUUACAUUCAAGUUUCUUCUGUGCCAACAAAGCCAACACAGAUGUAAUAGUGAAAAGGGCCAAAGCAGAUCCAGGCGGGCCAGGCUAGGCCUACCUAGCCUACUGUCUGGCCUUACCAGGCAGGUCAACAACCUCUUCAGUGUCCAACCAUCAUUUAACCCCAUCAGAUCUCCAAGUGGAGCUGGAAAGGAUUGUAUACCAGUCCUAGUUCGUCUUAUCAGCCUUUGAAAGGUGGUACUGAUCUGUUAGAUCUCCAGUUCUUCCAUGUCGUGGUUGCUCCUCUCUGGAUGUCGGCAGCAGGAUGGAUUCAGGUGUUAAUUUGACGUUUAUCUCCUCAUUGCAGUGCUUGCAUCCCCCCUCCUUCAACUGCCUGUUGUCCAGCCCCUGUACGAUCUUUAGGCGAAAGCCCCUUCCUCUCACUUGGGGCUUCCCUGGGCCCUGUUCUGAAGGGCUCAGUAUGAACUGUAGGUUGUUUUGAAACAGCCGACAUUGCAAAGAGAGUUAACAAAUCCUUGCAAACAGUGAAAUACACAAUGAAGAUUUCUACAUUGGAUAUAUUUCAUUGAGCUAUUUUCAGUAACCCACCCUUUGUCUUUCCCCGAGUUUGAUCGAGCGAGGAGGAGUUUUAAUUUGAAGCUUGCUUGUUGAGUUUUGUGCCCAUUGGUGAUUUCUUCUUUAUACAGAAUUUCUCUUACUUUUGGUCCAAACCUUGAGGAGAAAUGUCUGAAAGCAACAGCAGCAACAAAGCGGUGAAAUUCAUUGCCCCAGCCCCACCUUCUACCUCCUCCUCUCCCUGUCCAUCACCCCAGUCUGCCCACAAAAGUGUGAACGGCUCUGCCAGUUCAGACUCCCACUUGGUGGAGAAGCUUGGAGGACAGCCUGAGGUCCAACGCCGGCGCCACACGAUGGAUAGAGACUCUAAAACAGCUGAGCACCGCUUCUUCCGUCGGAGUGUCAUCUGUGACUCCAAUGUCACAGCUUUGGACCUGCCCAGCAAAGCAGCGGUGAUACUCACCUCUCCUCCGGACUGUGAGGGGCCUCCCACCUUUUUCCCCUCACAACCCAUGGGUCACGGACCUGAGGUAGGAGAUGCUGAAGAUGUGCAGGUCCAAAGUUUGAACCUGCAGCCUGGUCUUGGAGGUGAAGAGGGGGACUUAAGAAAUGCUGAGGCAGAUUUAGGUGCGGGCAGUACAACGCUGGCUGCUCCCACCUGCAGCAGUGUUGAGCACAGUGCAGAUGGGGCGGCGAAAGAGCCCAGCCCGACAGCAGUGGAUGUUACAGAAAAAACAGUUGUCAAACAACCCGAUGUCACAUUGCAUCCAGAGGAUACACAACAGGUGGUGAAAGAAAGAAAAGAGGCAGAGUCAGGUAGCGUUAGCAGCCCAGUGGAGGAGAAAGACAAGGAGACAGAGGAGGAGAAGGAGCUAGCAAAAGCGAGAGCGGAGCAGAGAGAGGCAGAGAAACGAGUGCAAGAGGAUAUAGAGGAGGUGGAGACUAAAGCUGUGGGGACUUCACCGGAUGGACGCUUCCUAAAAUUUGACAUUGAGAUUGGAAGAGGAUCCUUCAAGACGGUUUAUAAAGGACUGGAUACAGAGACUACCGUGGAGGUGGCGUGGUGUGAGCUCCAGGAUCGCAAGCUGUCCAAGUCGGAGCGUCAGCGCUUCAAAGAGGAAGCGGGGAUGUUGAAGGGUCUCCAGCAUCCUAACAUUGUCCGCUUCUAUGACUCCUGGGAGGGACCAUGCAAAGGAAAAAAAUGUAUUGUUCUGGUCACUGAGCUAAUGACAUCUGGCACGCUGAAAACCUACCUGAAGCGUUUCAAGGUGAUGAAAAUCAAGGUGCUGCGUUCCUGGUGCAGACAGAUCCUCAAAGGCCUCCACUUCCUUCACACCAGAGCCCCACCCAUCAUACACAGGGACCUGAAGUGUGACAACAUCUUCAUCACGGGGCCCACAGGUUCAGUGAAGAUAGGGGACCUGGGUUUGGCAACGCUAAAGAGGGCCUCGUUUGCAAAGAGUGUUAUAGGAACUCCUGAGUUUAUGGCUCCAGAGAUGUAUGAGGAGAAGUAUGAUGAAUCUGUAGACGUCUAUGCCUUCGGGAUGUGCAUGCUGGAGAUGGCGACCUCAGAGUACCCUUACUCCGAAUGCCAGAACGCCGCCCAGAUCUACAGGCGGGUCACAAGUGGAGUGAAGCCGGGCAGCUUUGAUAAGGUAGCCAUUCCAGAGGUGAAGGAGAUUAUUGAAGGCUGCAUCAGGACAAACAAGGAUGAGCGGUAUGCUAUAAAAGUCCUGCUGAACCACGCGUUCUUCCAGGAGGACACGGGGGUCAGGGUUGAGCUGGCAGAGGAGGAUGAUGGGGAAAUGAUUGCCAUUAAACUGUGGCUGAGGAUAGAAGACGUCAAGAAGCUCAAAGGCAAAUACAAAGACAACGAAGCCAUUGAGUUCUCCUUUGACCUGAACAAGGACGUCCCUGAAGAUGUGGCCCAGGAAAUGGUUGAAUCCGGUUACGUCGCUGAGGCUGACCACAAGACCAUGGCCAAGGCGAUCAAGGACCGCGCGUCUAUGAUCCGCAGGAAGAGAGAACAGAGGCAGCUGGUACGAGAGGAGCAGGAGAAGAGAAGACUGGAGACUGAACAACAACAACAGCUGCAGCAGCAACAAAUACAACAACAGCAACAACAGCAACAGCAACAGCAACAGCAACAGCAACUACACCAAGAGGCACUGAAAUCUGCACACACACAGGCAGAGGCAGGAGAGGACACUGAAGUGGAGCAACAGCAACAUCAUUAUCAGCAAACCGGCAUCUCUCACACAUCUGAAGGAGGUUUGGACAGCGGCCAGGGCUCCUCCGUUUUCUCCUCAGACUCCCCCCACCUGGGUCAGCUGACCAUGUCCUACAGCUGCCCCCCUUCCUCCCAGCCCCCUUCCCAACCCCAAACCCCCUACCCUCCCACCCCUUCUGCAAACCCUCAGCAGCACCCAGGCUACGCCCAGGCACCGCAGCAAAUGCCCGCGUCACGCCGUCGUCGAAAUCGUAGCAUGUCUGUAUGCGUCCCUCCCUCCUCCUACUCCUUCUCCCAUGCUCCUUCACCCCUGGCUGUUCGUCCAAAGCCACCCUCCACCCCUCCUCCAGACCUGUCCUUCUCCUCAUCCUCCCACACCACCACCUCCCCCCCGUGCAUGCCUCUCGCUGCUGAGAGGGACACAUUCGCUGGGCGCCUCUCCAAGGCCCUGGAGACAGUCCUCCCCCUUCACCCUGCCUCCUCCGUACCCAGGGCCAGGCAGCGGAGGGCCAGCCUGCCUGCCCUGUUCUCCAGCCCCCAGCAUUCAAUGCCGCACCCUUACAGCGGUGGAGCAGCAGGAGCAGGAGGCAGCAUCCCCCUGCCAAAUCUUCCAGAUCCCUCAACAAUUUUCUUCCCUUCCAUCCCUGAACGCCCCAUUUCCUUCUCUCCUCCUCCCACCGGGCCUCCUAAGGCCUACAACACCCAGAGGCGCAAGAGCACGUCAAUUCUGGAGGCACACACCCGACACUUCCAGCCUGCCUAUACUCGUUAUGGCAGCAGCCUGCAUCCUUUUUCUGGGAUGGAGGGAGUAGAGGCCCCCUCUCUCUUUAUGGUGAACCCAGGUUUUGCAGCAGCUGCUCAAAGACUUGGUGUUGGGGAGCCGCUGCAUCUCCCAGGACAAUCUGACCCGAGUAUGUACGGCUAUAAAGACAUGAGAGCAGAGCAUGAAGAAGCAGUGAGGAGGUUAAGUCUAAAUCAAGCUGCCUUAUUGGACCAUUAUGAAGCAAUGGCAUAUGGAGGAUACCCAAUGACUGCACACCAGCUUUUCCAUCAGCAGAGGCAAGCAGCGGCCGCAGCUGCUGGUUUGGGAUAUGAACCCGUUCCUCCACCGCAACCAGCGUUCUUGCACCCACACCUUAUGCAAAGAAUGAGUGCACACAGCCCCAUUCCUCAACCUUUAACCCCAAUGAGUGCCCCUGCUGGAGGUGCUGCUCCUUCUUCUUCAUCUGAUGGAUGUUACCCACAACAACAUGCUUCUCCAUCUGCUUUCUCCAUUUCUGCACCCCCCGUGAUGACUGAUGGCCCACCGCCAAGUGGAAGUGUAUUUGAGUUCCAUUUAGCUGCAGCCGCCGCCGCUGCUGCUGGAGACCCAAGCGUCCUCGCAUCCAGACUAUACCGACCCCGAAGGAGCUCCAUGGACCUCCCUCUGGAGGACAACACUGGAACCGGAUCAGGAGGUUCAGGCACAUACAGCCGACUCCAACCCGUGACAGAGGAGCUGUACGCAUACAUCAGUCCUGAGCUCCCUCUCCCCCCAGGGAGUCUUCUCCUCCACCACACAGGUGUAGCCGCCAAAGACAGAAGCCCUGAACCCUCCAGUGACUCUUUGGCGUCCUCUGAUGCCGGGGAGUUCCAAUCGCCUCCUCCACCACCGCUCCUCCAAUCAAUUGACUCCUCUGCUGCUCAGUCCAUCCCUCACUCCUCAUCCGCCUCCCUCUAUGACUCACCUGGAGGAGUUUAUCCCAUAGACCCCCAGGGGCAUCCACCCUCCAUGCAGGUCUUUCUCCCUCCCACCCUGUCCUCAGAGCUCUCUCUGGGGGGAGCAUCAUCCACUCAGCUGGAGUCUCUGAUGCAGAGCGCCUGGGCCCGACAUGGAGGAGUGAUACCAGCCCAGCCUGAUAUGACGUACCAUGAGUCAUUGCUGGCCAUGCAGGCCACAAACCCAACUCUGCAGCAGGUUCAGGCUCCCCCCUCUCAGCCCUCACCGGGACCCGCUAUGAUUCCUGCAAACACCCAGCCUGCUCCUCCUGGGACCUCCCAACAGGUCGUCUCAUCCAGUCAGAGCUGUGCUUCAAUUCAGAGCCCUACACACAUAUCUCUGCCGCAGGCGUCUGCACAGCCCAGUGUAACUCCGUCUGCCGCUUCCUUGGUGACCCCGCCCUCUUCGCCAUCCCUCCCCGUUUCCAUGCCGACAGCGGCCGUGGCCUCCCCUCCCUCUCCUCUUCCGGUCCCUGUUAGAGUGGUGCCUACUACUGUUGUUUCCCCUCCUCCUCCUCUUCCUCCUCCUCCUCCUGUGUCCACACCUGUGCCUCAGCCGUUGGUCACUGUGGUGCCAAUCAUCAGUGUAGUCACCGCCCCGCCUGAUACCCCCAUGGAAGCCCCUCCCCAGUCUGCCUCUCAGUCUUCAGAGCUGUCCCAGUCCCAACUACAGCCACCUCAAGUACUUUCAUCAAUCGAGAGUGGCCAUUCUGAGACUUCUGGUCUGAGCGACGGCAACGAGGGAGGAGGAGGCCGUCAUGAAGGUCGCUCCACUAAACGACAUCAGAGACGCUCUGUGCGAAGUCGAUCACGCCAUGAGAAGAUCUCAAAGGCCAAACUCAAUGUUCUCAAUAUCUCUAACCGAGGAGACAGGGUGGCGGAGUGUCAGCUGGAGACACACAACAGGAAGAUGGUGACUUUUAGGUUUGACCUGGAUGGAGACAACCCUGAGGAGAUUGCACAGAUCAUGGUCCAGAGCGAGUUUAUCCUGGAGAGUGAGAGGGAAUCAUUCAUUGAGCAGGUCAGAGAGGUGAUAGAGAACGCUGAUGAGAAAGGUCUGGAGAGAGAGGCAAACAGCAAGAUGGGAGGUGCUAUGGAGCAGCAGAUUCCUGUUAUUUCUGUCCCCAUGCAAGACAUCCCUCCCAGUGCCACAGCUCAAGUGGUCCAUUCAGCUGGUCGUAGGUUCAUCGUCAGCCCCGUACCUGAAGCCAGACUGAAGGAACAAACCCCCUCUCCUUCUCCUUCUCCUGCUACUGCUGCUCCUGUUGAAUCAGCUCCAGCUCAGCCUCCAGGUCAGGGUCCGCUGCUUUCCCAGUCUGCCGGGUCAAUCAGCCUACAACAAGCUUUCUCUGAGCUCAGACAGAACCAGACCCAGUUCGAUGCUGGACCCAGCACGGCCCCUGCUUCCAUCCACUCCACCCAUCCUCCUCUGCAGCCUGCAGCAGCUCCUGUCCCCUUACAGGCCAGCGCUGUCACUCCUCCUGUGGAUGCUACUGCUGGACUUGUCUCCUCUAAUUUAAACCAAACACAGGAACAGGUCUCAGAACCCUCCUCCUCUUUACCUACUGUGUGUCUCAGCCCUCCUUGCUCCUCCUCCCCUCUUCCUUCUGUGGUGAACCAGUCCGUCCAUCAGUCACAGGUACUUUCACAGUUGGGGAUGCAGGCCGCAUCUCAACCCCAGGGACCGGCGCAGGUUCAGGCGCAGGUUCAGGCGCAGGCACAAACUCCCCAACCUCCAUCUCAAACUGUUUCUGUUGUCACUUCACUACCUUCAGCUUUACCACCAUCCAGCAUCCCCCCAGCAAUGCUCCCCUCCCCUCCUCCUUCCCUGACUGCUGUAUCCUCCCCUCCUUGCUCCACUUUCAUACCCAGCGAAGUCUCCUCUGAUCAGGCGUCAGGCUCCCCAAUCACCUCCUCUACUCCCACACUCUCGUCCACUGUCAUCCCCACAACCGCCAUCCAGGGUCAGCAGAUCACUCCUCCUGCCUCGAUAUCCUCUCCCACUCCUUCAAACUCUUCUUCCUCCACUGUGGGGCUCCAGGCAGUUACCACAAACGCUCCUUCAGUCCAACCAACAUUGGUGCACUCACAGCCGCAGACAGCUGCACUGCCCGGGCAGACGCACACACAUUGUGGGGAAUGUGAUGCAAGGUGUGAAUCAUCCACUGAUUCUCAGGGCAAGCCCGACGAUAUCCAAGCCCUGGAGAAGAAGCUGCGCUCCCUCUUCAUGGACCUCGGUGGUGGUGUGCCCUCCGCAGACAUGUUAGCAUCUGACCCUGCCUCUGGAGCUCAUGCAGCAGGUACUUCAUCCCCAAUAGGACCCUCUUCUACCUCCAGCACAUCUGUCACCACACCUAGCUCCAGCCUGCCAACCAACCCUCCUCAGCCCCCCUCCAGCUUAGUGCUCGGGUCACUGGGAUCACCUGCUGCAAUCCAGGGACCUGGAACUCCGAUCUCCACCCCUGCACAGAUUGUUUCUACAGUCAUCCCUGCUGCAUCGUUUGGCCAGACCACUCCAUCCAAACCUCCUUUAACCAGGGUGCCAGCCAGUUCUCCUACUUCAGAACUCCUGCCAUCUUUCCCUGGACCCUGUCUAAUACAGUCCCAGCAGCCUUUGGAGGACCUGGAUGCUCAGUUAAGGCGAGCACUGAGCCCAGAGACAGUCCCUUUGAGCACACACACACAGGCAUCCCACAGUGGCGGACCUUCAAUGGGACAACCAAUUCCCUUCUCUUUAGAAGAAGAACCAACGUCCUCCUUUGCUCCUUCGGGGGGAGUUAAGCUGGGGAGAUUUCAGGUCUCACUGGCUGCUGAGGAGCCUUCUGUCAAACGCCCAGCCUGCACCGAAUCCUCCUCCACCACCUCGUCCUCCUCGUCUUCUUCCUCUUCGUCCUCUUCCAGUCUCUCCAGCCCGGAGAACACUCUGCACAAGGACUCCUUGAAUCCUCUGAGAACAGGAGGAGGACAAGGAGGGGAUGUUGUUGAUGGGCUCCCCCAAAGGACUCUGGGAGCGUCCCACCAGCCCUCCCCUGUCAAUUCACCUUGCCCUUCUCCAAAACCUGCCACAACGAUCGGACGCUUCCAGGUUACCACCAGCACAGAGGCCCGUGUUGGUAGAUUCUCAGUCAGUCGUGCCCAGGAGAAGAGUCCUGAGUCUAGUCAGACGCCUCCACCUGCUGCAAAAGCUGCAAACGGACCGAGUGAUCCUGGUCAGCUUCUGAGUCCCGACUCCACUCACAAAGCCUCCCUGCCAAGUCUCAACAACAACUCCUUUAAUAAUUCCUACAUGAGCAGUGACAAUGACUCUGAUUUUGAGGACGAAGACUUUAAACGAGAAGUCGGCCGUCUUAGAGAAAAGCACAUGCGUGAGAUUCAGGCACUCCACUCCCGCCAGAAGGACGAAAUAGAGAGCCUCUUUACAAAGCUAGGAAAGGUUCCUCCUGCUGCAGUGCUCCCUCCAGUCAUUGCCCUGACUGGAAGGAGGAGACGACCUACCAAAAGUAAAUCGUCCAAAUCGUCCCGAACCAGCUCCACGCACGGCAGUAAGAGUCCCUUACAGCCAGGCAGCACUUUAUCCGCCCAGAGCGUCCCCACCAUGUACCCCGGCCAGCUGGCUCUGUUAACCCCGGGAGGAUUAGCCGAUUCAGGCGGCAGCACAAUCCUCCAGCCACUCAAACCCUCUCCCUCCAGCAACAACCUGUGCUCCGCCUACACCAGCGAGGGGGCACUGUCUGUACCCAGCCUGUGUGCUCCCACCCCAGGCUGUGUAAAGUUCAGCUGGGGUUCGGAGCGUUUGGCCUUCAAGCCUGGCGGCAGGAGGACGCGCUUUCUGAGUACGCCCUGCUUGGCUCUUUGGAAGAUGGUGAAAAAAGUCUGCCCCUGCAACCAGCUCUGUAGGACGAACAGCACCAACGCAGUGAGUGGUUCGGGCACUUUGGGUCAGAGCCAGGGUGGUUCCCAGUGUCUGCCCCCCAACAUAUCAGUCCCCCACCAGAGGAAAGGAACCUUCACUGAUGACCUCCAUAAACUGGUAGACAACUGGGCCAGGGACGCCAUGAACCUCUCACAGGGGAAGAGGAGUGCCAAACAGCUGCAGCAGGCUCCAGCACAAGGACACAGCUAUGAGGUCAUCCAGUCCGCUAGUCUGGGAAGGAAGUACUCUGCCCCCAGUCAGCUGUGUCCUAGCAGCAUAGGAGGCUCCGCCCACCUCCCCACAAACCCCACCACCGCUACCUCUCUGGCCAUCCGCAAGGGCUCCCUGUGCCACCCUCCUGCCUCCUCCACUCCCUCUCAACCCCAACCUCCCCAGUUCAUCCACUACACCCCCAGCGCCGCCUACAGCGCACAAUGGUCUGGUCCUACUCACAGCCUCUCGACCCCGCACCAGGCCCCUGCACAGCCCGGGCCCCUGCUGGUCAGCACUUCCCAGCCCCUCGGCCCUUACCCAACAGUCUCGGUUGGAGGGCAGAGCCAGAUCCCCGGGCAGGGUCCACUCCAGGCUUUCCAUCUCGCCAAUGCUCUGCAGAAGUCCGUCAGCAACCCAGGAGGACCCAACCUUAGGACCACGUAGGGCUGGAGGAGAGGGCUGGUUUGAAUCACGGCCCUACUGGACUGGACCGGAGUGGAACAGGAAGUUUUGCGCUUGAAUUGCCGUGGAGGAUGGAAGAGCUGGAGGCGAGCGAGGAGUUUGAAGUGACAGAAGAAGACAGGAAACAGGAACUGAAGAAGAGAAAUCAGGAAUGACCUCUGUUUCCAUCCAUGUGUGUGAAGCUGUCAUAAAGUAGUCACAUGGUCACCCUUCUUGCUGUGUUCGCCCGUUGGCUUGUGUGUCAGCCAAACGCUCCAAGAUAAAGAAAAGAGACUCAUGAGUGCAAUGUAAACAGGCCAAAGAGGUAUUGACAGGGUGCAGGAUUGGUGUUGGUAACUGUUGUGUUAAAGCACUUAUCACUCAGUCGCACUUGUUUCUAUGAGCUCCAAAUCUUGCGCACAAGUCUUUAUGAGGCGGGUCAAACAGUAUCCCUUUUGAGAUAUUGCAGAGGAGAUGUUGCAUCAUGUUGAGAGGGAGGAAUGUAGCGGCAAGCUUUUAUAGAAACCAAAUUUAGUCUUUUUGUCCACACAGCAACUCUGAAUAGCUUCACAUGCUGGAGUUGCUUAAUAUAUUUGGAUCUUCUGGAACUUGGGCUGAGUGUUUUUGUAAAAUACUCAAUGUCUGAAAGAAGAUAGAAAAAUGCAGAAAUGUGGGCUUUACCAGAUGUAAUACUAAGAUGAUGAGAGCUCUACAAAGAGAGGAGCAUGGAUGGCCAUUAUGAUGGUUUGUUUGUCAAACAUAAAGCUUAGCUUUAUCUGAAGUUCAGGUGAAGUUAGAAAUUGGUCAAACUGUUAAACAGAUGGAGAGAAAUGGAGGAAAGAAAGAAGAAAAGGAAGAGCAGAGAGUGUUUGGCUUUGAUUCAAAUCAAACACCUCUUCGGUUUUCCGCUGCUUUCUCUCCGGCAAAGUUCUGAAGUACGCGAUCAGUGCUUCUGCACAGCGAACGCCUCCUCACCAUCACGACUCCACCUCUCCCUCCAUCCAUCCAUCCAUCCCUCCCUCUCUCUCUCUCUCUCACUCCGCCUCUCUGUUGCCAUUCACAGCAAUAACAGCAGCAACCUUUUAGAAAAAACAUGAGUGGACUCGGCGUGAAACAGUGGCCUUGUUAGAAUAAUAUCGAGUCCCUGUACAGUUUGUGUCUCGGUUUAUUUUUUUAGGAUGUCGGCUAUUAUGAUUCCAUUUGUUGUUCAGUUUUGUUUUGUUGGGUUGUGUUUGGCUUGCUGCACUCAUACACACACACACACACACACACACACACACACACACACACAUACACAAUCAUAUGAAUACACACAGACUCAUGUAAAUACAUGCACAUUGUUUUGAGGCGUAGCAGCAGUUUAACAUGCACACAUUAAUGCCUCAGUUCUCAUUAUCAGUAGUUUGCUUUCAACAUUUGUGUUGAAAUGAUUGCAAUGUACAUUAAUGUCAUAAUUAUUGUUGUGAAUGAUUAUUAUUGUAUUUAAAAAGAAACAAAAACAAGAGCUUGUUCUGUCGACGGACCUGUUAUACGAGCACAUCGGUGUACGAUGUGGAAACACUGUGAUUACUGUUGUUGAUUCUUAGCCAAUGUUGUUGGACAACAUUAGAUUUAGGGUGAAAUGUCGCAAAUAAAGAAAACAAAAAGCAAACGGGGGACGGCUUUGGGGUGCUUUCACUUUCAAUUCACUGCAAAUUCAGCAGAAAAUGUGAAAAAAAUCUGUAAAAAAAACCAACUUCUUUACAAUAACGGUCCGGUUCAGAGGACUUUAUCCCAAACAAAUGCCUUACAACUACUAAUCAUCUGCAGCGUCAGUCUAUUAAACCUGAUCGAAUUGAAAGUGGAAACGGACCUCAGCGCCUGCUCACAAAGACAUCCGUGGUGGAAAGCAGGAUAGUUGAUAUUUAGAUAUUAAAGUAAUGCUAGCUAUUUUUUUCUUAAUACAGUACUUAUAUAUCAGACACUUUAAAUAGCCCUCAUCUUCCCUUUCUCCCCUCGUUCUGUUAGAUGAAUGUGAAUGUAUAAACCAAUGGUGUCCAUUUUAAUGUACUUGAAAACUGUCUGUUUUUUUGUUUUUUUUUGCUUCCCCCCGACCCCCCUCCUGACCCCAACACCACCUAGAGCCUCCGGUGCAAACUGGAGGUGCUCACUAGUGCCUUGCAUCCUUCUUUUUGCUUGUUUUAUCGGGGGUCGAGGAGUUUGGGUUACAGUAAGCACACUUGGCAGCAUGUGUGGAGAGUUUUUUGGAGGUGUCAAUUUGAAGUCAGCGCUGGUUAUUUGAUUGCAGGCGUGCAGUAGAUGGGUAGAGAUGCAGUAAUGAUAGCUGCUACUGUGUGUUCUUCGGCUGGUUUGUGGUUAGUUCUCUUUGAUUGCAACUAAUAGUGAGUGUAAAUCAAGAAUGUUGGAUUUACAACGGCAAAAAUAUCAUACAUUUUAACCAUAACUUAUCCUGUUUCUGCUGCCAUUGAAGCCAAUAAGAUUGACCACUGAAGAUUUGAAACAGGCUAACACACAAUGGGCCUGACUGUGACACCACCGUGAUGAAGAGACUGAGGGAACAUGAGAGUUAAUCAGUGCCAUUUUUUGUUUUCAGAGUUUUAAAUGUAGAUGUUGGAAGAGGGAAAGAGGUGGAUAUAUUAUAUUUUUUUCAGGAGGGAGUUGUUGAAGAUUGUAUUUGAAGCUUGGACCACUCUGUACUUUAGAGGCACUGGCCCACACAGGAGGAGCAGGAUACAGUCAGCAGAGGACGUAUCGGUAAAGAGAUCAAAAAAUGUGCUCCUUUAUUUUAUGUUUGAUGUUUCCCUCUUUGCUGAUGUUAUUACCAAAAACCGAUGAUGUUAUGGAAAGUCUGCUGUGCUGGUAUUGAGCCCAGUUUAAUCAUUCAGCAAGCUGUGAGAGCAGAUUAACAUUUUUUUCUAUAUUUUUUAACUAGGUAAACCAUUUGAGGCACAUCUAUUACAAACUGUACGGUAAAAACACAACAUAGCAGCCUCAAAGUGAGCCAAAAAACCCUGAAAACUUUGCUCUGAGUAGGAUUUUACUCACAUAUUUGGUAGAAGUUUGCAUUAGUCUUAACUGACUACGAAUAAAUGCACCAAAUGUCUCUAAAUUUGUACGUCAAAGUAGCUUAAUCCUGAUUGGUGCACAAUUGUGGGCUUAUGCAAUCAAGCUCCGCCCACUUGUAAAUUUGUGACAUUAUGAUGAGUUAAUGCACAAUCAUUUCAUUGAAAAUAACCAAAACUUUCCAAACUUUACCACAUUUUUUCAGCUUUAAUACCACUCACUCAUAGUCUGAAGCUGAUUCAGACAGUAUUGUAGUUUCGGGGCCUUUUAGUGUCAAAAGCAGCAUUAAAAAAAUACAGACAGCUAAGCUGUAGGAGCCAUCCUGCGCCUUAAGUGUAACCCAGUGUUACCCCAUUUUUAUCCCACAUGGAAAGAUGUCAGCUGUCUUACAUUUUAUUAACAAUAAGCAUUUAAAGGGCCAGCAGAGGUGCUCUGACUUCUUAACGGGUUUCGUAGGGAGUGCCACCUCAUCAGAGACCUGCAGGUAUAGGGCAAACAGCAUGUCUUUUAAAAGGUAUGAAUAUUGUCUCACUCACAUUGCAUGAUUCUUCAGCGGCACUAUUUGGGCUUUAUUCACAGAGUGAAUGUAAAGGAGUGUUUAACAGUGUUAGGGGCGUCACAGUGCUAGAAGUGGUGUUGGUGGUGGUUAUGAUGAGUGCACUGGUAGUGAUGAUGGUGGUUGAAAUGAUAGCAGAGUUUAGACUCAAGGUCUUUAACACCCUGUCCUCCUUUUUCUUUUUAUUCUUCAGUGAAAGACAUCUGGUACACACUUUGACAUUCACUUCUCUGUUUUUUGUUGUUUUGCUGGGAAUAGGUUUGUGCAAGUAAUCAUUGCUUUUACCUCUUCUUUCCAUUUCUCGUGAAUAAUGAUGCAACAUUUUACUACUAGGCAAGUUUGGUUGAAGCUGUGAAUAAUCAUUUGAGCCACUUUGCUUUAGUUCUUGUUCAAAGCACUCUGUUUAUUAUGAUCUGUUGAAGAAGUCAAACCUUUCAUGAUGCCACCAACUCAGUGCCAUUUGACUUCAGUGGAGUGGAAACAUCUGAUGUGAAAAAACUAGUGCGUUUCACUUCUUUUUUCUCACUGGAGCUGCUUCGGUUGCCAUUUAACAACCCGGAUUUGUUCAUUUUGCAUCUGCUCGAACCUUUAAUGAUUUCCACAGUAAAAGUUUGAUGUCAUUUUGCAGUGUUUAUAAGUUAUUACUACAAACAGAAAAAAAAAUAAAGCAAUGCAAUAUUAUUUAAAGUUAGAGUUUGCUUUGGGUUCUGCGCCUGCUGGAAGACUCUUUUUUUUUUUAAAGCUCCAUCAGUCAGUGCAAUUGUGGUGAAGUUGUUUUAGAGUUGUAAUGGAGGGCUCUUACUGUGAAAGGGUUGGGAGUAUUCCAGUUUGGGCACUCUUAUUGUGAAGUAUUCUGAAGUCAAAGUGAGAAGUAGGAUUCUUUUUUUCUGGUGACACACAUGCAGUGUAGCAAUAGUUGUUUUAAACUCACACAUUACAUUCAGUGUCUGUUUUUACAGUUCUUGCCUGCUUGGGACAUGUUUAUAUUUUCUGCUUUUUACUGUAACGUGCCCACAUGUACAAAAUGCCUUUCAGAUCAACACACACACACACACAAACACACACACACACACACACACACACACACACACACACACACACACACAUACACACAGAUUCAUUCAGCGCAUAUCUUUGCUUGCUCCUUCGGACUGUUACUGAAAACAUGUUGAUUAUGUUUCUGCUCUCACUGACUUUUUUAUUUUUUAUUCCUCACAUGUUUUAUCAGCAGUUUUAAUGUCUCUAGCAGCACCUAACUUAAUUCAGUGGUUUCAUAUUUUUCUGUAACGUGUUUGACAUUGUACAAAGUGGUUGAAUUUAAAAAAACACAUGGAUGAAUGAAUAACAAAAUCAAAAAAGUACAUGUAGGGAGUCAUUGGCAGCCUUCAACGGUAUGUUUUGCACUAAGUAUAGAGUGUUCAAGCUUCAUAUUAAAAAAAACUUUGCGCUUUGCGCUCCAAUACAAUGAAAUUUGUUACUUUAUUUGUAAAAACUUAAUAAAUAAAAGUUGUUUAAAUGAA
Messenger RNA from Notolabrus celidotus (New Zealand spotty), 14836 nucleotides. RefSeq names its product WNK lysine deficient protein kinase 1b (gene wnk1b). The record is from RefSeq and is a predicted model, not a curated record. The transcript has 39 exons. Bases 1310 to 9700 code for a protein of 2796 amino acids. Lineage: Eukaryota; Metazoa; Chordata; Actinopteri; Labriformes; Labridae. Gene Ontology annotation, biological process: positive regulation of sodium ion transmembrane transporter activity; negative regulation of sodium ion transport; positive regulation of potassium ion import across plasma membrane. Gene Ontology annotation, molecular function: potassium channel inhibitor activity; chloride channel inhibitor activity; protein serine/threonine kinase activity. Gene Ontology annotation, cellular component: cytosol; cytoplasm.